GAACGGAACGGCAAAGGGCAAGUCGUAGCCCUUGUGUUUGGCGAGGACGAUGAGGCCGAUGAGGAGGAAGAUGAUGAAUGCAAUGAUACCGACGACGAUACCAAUGAUCGUGCCCGUGUUGCCGAGGUUGCGUCGGCUCACGUCAGAGUUGGUGGUAGCAACUUGGCCUGUAAAGUCGGUCUUGUUGGUGCCACCAAAGAUUUGGAAGGCGUCGAUGGUGAGUGUGUUGCCGUCUGCGCCAGUGUUGGUCAAGACGAUCUUGUGCGCUCCACCGCCGAGGUUGGUCUUGUAGAACUAGAUAUUUCGUUAGAUUGA
Molecule: messenger RNA, 315 nt
Organism: Acaulospora colombiana
Lineage: Eukaryota; Fungi; Glomeromycota; Glomeromycetes; Diversisporales; Acaulosporaceae
Source: the annotation of a GenBank genome assembly